This is a messenger RNA of Solanum stenotomum, 699 nucleotides long. Its product is annotated as phospholipase A1-IIgamma-like. The coding region runs from base 1 to 699 and encodes 232 amino acids. Gene Ontology annotation, biological process: lipid metabolic process. NCBI's taxonomy places the organism in Eukaryota, Viridiplantae, Streptophyta, Magnoliopsida, Solanales, Solanaceae. The transcript is spliced from 4 exons. Gene Ontology annotation, molecular function: glycerophospholipid phospholipase A1 activity. The record is from RefSeq and is a predicted model, not a curated record.
AUGUAUAAAUGGGAUAUUGCUAUUGCAUGGAGAGGGACAAUUAGAACAUUAGAAUGGGUUAAUGAUUUACAAUUUUUACUAGUGCCAGCACCUAAAGUUUUUGGUGGAGGUAGUUCAAUAUUGCCUUCAUUCAAACCUUUGGUGCAUCAAGGAUGGAACAGUAUAUAUACAUCUGAUGAUCCAAAAUCACCAUUUAAUAAAGCCAGUGCUAGAGACCAGGUCCUUGAAGAAGUGAAAAGAUUGGUUGAGAAAUACAAGAAUGAAGAGGUCAGUAUAAUUGUAACCGGACAUAGCCUAGGUGCAGCAGUAGCAACCUUAAAUGCAGUUGACAUAGUUUACAAUGGAUUCAACAAAACAAGCAACGGAAAGGAAUUUCCAGUGACAGCUUUUGUAUUUGCAAGUCCAAACGUUGGAGAUCUCAAUUUCAGGGUAGCAUUUUCAAAACUAAAAAAUCUCCAUAUUUUGAGAGUUGAUAACAUAUUAGAUAUUGUUCCAAAAUAUCCACCCAUUGGCUAUAUAGACGUUGGCGAAGUACUAGUAAUUGACACUGCCAAAUCCGAUUGCUUGAACUCUCCAGGAAACUUACAAACUUGGCAUAAUUUGGAGGCUUAUUUACAUGGAGUGGAUGGGACGGAGGGAGUACAUGUUAAAACUUUUCAAAGGAAAAUUAAUUGUCAUUGUUGUCUGGUCAGUAAUUGA